AUCACUUUAACCCUUGACAUGAGCUCUGUGUGUCUCACGUGGAACCAACAUGGCUGUUUUUGCAGAUUUAAACAUAAACUACACUGAUGAUAAAAAACAGCUUCGGGAUAUUAUAGAAACUGCAGCACAUCUUGGUUAUUCCACGGUGGCAAUAAAUCAUCUGAUUGAUUUACAACCAAAGAAGCAGGAAAUAAGGAAACCUGCUUCUGUUGAUGAACUGUUCAGACAACUCCCUGUUGUACAGGGGAAAUCCAGGCCAAUUAAGGUGUUGAACAGGUUAACACUCGGAGUUUCUGAUGCAUCUCACUUUAGGCCUUCUGCAGAUUUGAAGUAUUAUGACCUUGUGGCUGUGGUCCCUAAAACAGAGAAGCUGUUUCAUGCAGCCUGCAUGACAUUUGAUGUUGACAUAAUCUGUAUCACUGUCACGGAAAAGCAGCCUUUCUUUUUCAAAAGACCUCCCGUAAAUGGUGCAAUAGACAGAGGAGUGUUCUUUGAGAUCACUUACACCCCCGCUAUUAAAGACUCUACCAUGAGAAGAUAUACAAUCUCAAAUGCACUCAGCCUGAUGCAGACUUGCAAAGGAAAGAAUGUCAUAAUAUCCAGUGGAGCAGAAAAGCCUUUGGACUUGAGAGGACCUUAUGACAUUUCUAACCUGGGGUUGGUGUUUGGCCUGUCUGAAGGGGACGCCAAGGCCGCAGUCUCUACCAACUGCAGAGCUACGCUUCUGCAUGCAGAAACCAGGAAGACGGCACUUGGUGUAAUCCACACCAUAAAGAAAACUCAGACAGUGGAGGAGGACCAAGAGCAAGAGGCUCCAGCGUCAAAGAGGGCCAAAACAAAACAUGUGUAGUGGGAUUCAGAGUGAGGAUAAAACCCGUUCUGGAUGAUCACGUCGGCAGCCUCUUGUACUGAAUUAUGACAUGUACAGUGUUUGCAGUGACAAACGCCACUGAGUGAUAUGGGCAAAUGACUUGUAAUUUACAAAAAUGGACAAAUGUUUGUAAUCCAGUACUAUGGUUCAUCAGAUGUCCAUCAGGUGUUGAGAUGUUUUUUUGUAAAGAAUGGGUUUCAUUAUUUUGCAGUCUGUUUUUUUUUAUACAAGCUGCAAAAUGUUUUAGUAUGAUAAUCUGAAUUCUCAAUGGACUGAGACACCACCAAACUUAAGUUUUCAUUGUUUAAUACCUUAGAUGGUGUAAAAUGCUUGUAAGCUGCACAUUUUUGAAAAACGUUUGAAUGUGCUUUUCUAUAGAAAAAUAAAAUACAGAUACAUAUUAAAACUGCAGUGCUGUUUAUUGUCAUCACAAUAAAUAAGCAAAAUUUACAUAUAAACUUUACAUGAAGUAGUAUAAAAAUACAUUGGGUACAGUAAGUGCAUUACUUUCCAAAGGCCUUGUCAUUGCAAAGCCCAUUAAAGUCUUCUCUUCUCCAACGUC
Molecule: messenger RNA, 1433 nt
Organism: Lepisosteus oculatus (spotted gar)
Lineage: Eukaryota; Metazoa; Chordata; Actinopteri; Semionotiformes; Lepisosteidae
Gene: rpp30
Product: ribonuclease P/MRP 30 subunit
Biological process (GO): translation; tRNA processing
Cellular component (GO): nucleolar ribonuclease P complex; ribosome
Molecular function (GO): RNA binding; structural constituent of ribosome
Source: RefSeq, a predicted model, not a curated record